Lolium perenne is the source of this 1127-nucleotide messenger RNA. RefSeq lists its product as uncharacterized. The record is from RefSeq and is a predicted model, not a curated record. NCBI's taxonomy places the organism in Eukaryota, Viridiplantae, Streptophyta, Magnoliopsida, Poales, Poaceae.
AUGCCAAACACCCAUAACCCUAUAACAUACCUCAUCAUUCUCUACCUCACAUCUUUCUGCAUUCAAACACUCAACACCAUGAAUUCUGCCCUCAUGCUUGUCUCCUACCACUCUCCCUCUUUCAACCUAAAACAGCGCCCACCAUCCCGGCACCAGCAGAUAAGCGCCAACUGGGGAACGAGGCAACAAUGUUCGCCAAAGCCCAUACGAGCAAUACUAGGGUCAAAUGCAACCGGGGGACUUAGCAAUGCUUACCGUGGAGGUAAUGCAUUACCGUCUUCACCCCUGACAGAUGUGAUUCAGGAGUUCUACUCCUCCAUCAAUGACAAGGACAUGACACGGCUCAAGAAGCUGCUUGCCCCUGAUUGUGUCGUCGAGCACACUUCAUAUUAUAAACCACUGGAUGUCAAGAAUACCCAUACCUACUUCACAAGGCUUAUGGCGGCUAUGAGGAAGAAUGUCAAAUUUGCUAUUGAUGAGGUUUGCCAAGGAGUAGAACCCACUGUUGCAGUAAUGUGGCACCUUGAGUGGAACGGUAAGAUCAUCCCAUUUACCAAAGGCAGCAGUUUCUACAUGUGUUCAGCAAAAGGAGAAUCGCUUCUUAUUAGGAAAGUUCAUAUAUUCAACGAGUCACCUCUGAAACCAGGAAAGCUGGCAUUGGAAAUACUUCUAUUCGUUGCCAAAUUGUUCGACACACUUCCAAAAGAAGCUGAAGCAUUUCUACAGAAUCCAGAAGCACUAGUUCAGCCCAUUGUGAAGCUCUACAAAUUCUGUGUGGAGCCUUUUGUCGUCUACCUUCUUGCAUAUUAUAUCCACUUCUGGUCAUUCAUGGCACAAGGAUUGACUAUGGUGCUCGGCAUUUUGUAUAACAUACUCAAGCGGUUCGUGUGAGGAAUUAAUAACACAGAAAAUUCCAUAUUCAGGAGAAUAGCAAUUCCCAAAGAUAUGUUGUGUGGUGGUAAUAAAUUACCGGUAACAUCACGAGUAGAAGGAUCAGCAAAGAGCAGCCUCAGAACCUUCCACAUGAUGUUGGUUUGUUUCCCGAGACUGAGGCAUAUCCUAGAAUUGGUCCUGUGAAACAGAAAUGAACAUCAUUCCACUGUUAAAAGAAAAUGGCUGUUAACUCA